Molecule: messenger RNA, 5107 nt
Organism: Diorhabda carinulata
Lineage: Eukaryota; Metazoa; Arthropoda; Insecta; Coleoptera; Chrysomelidae
Product: glycine-rich protein 1
Exons: 8
Coding region: 216-1112 (298 amino acids)
Source: RefSeq, a predicted model, not a curated record
CGUUAAUCAAUUUCUUGAAAUCUUAGCACAAACAUCCACGAUACCUUCAGCAUCUAAUUAAAUAUUAACCUUGGUACAGAAGCCACCAUCUCUGGUUAGCGAUUGCAGACAGUUCGCAGCCACAACACAUACGUUGCAGUACUAUCCGCGAUCGUUUGUAAGAGUGAACAUAGUCUGUGCGAAUCUACAUAAGUGCCAAGUCCUUUUCAGAAGCGAUGAAGAUGCUCACAAUGAUAGGUGUUGUUAUUAUAGCUGCCUUAAACGUCAUUAGAGCAGCACCCACAUCUAAUACAGACGAUUCAACAUUCAAGUUUCCAAUAACUUUCGAAAACGGUAAAAUCGGAGUCAACUUCUUGGGUUUCCACGCCGCCGCAGGUCUUGGUGGAAUUUUAACAGGAAACGAAGCCGACGGGGGUUUACAAGCUGAAGCAGGUACACCUUUCGGACAAAAAGCAUGGGCUGGUUUAGGAGGAGGAGUAAAUGGAGCAGGUAGAUCAGCCGGAGGUCUAUAUGCCGGAGCAACGGCAGGAGGAGGAGUUGGUGCAAAAGCUGGUAUAGGAGGAACUGCUGGUUCCGAAGGUUCUUUCGGUACAUCCUACGCAGGAGCUUCUGCUGGUGGACUAUAUAAAGGAAGAGUUAAAAGUAUCGGCCAACCAGCGAUUAAUAUAUCUGAGAGGAAAGAAAACGUUGCAGCAGCUGUUGGAGAUGUAGGAGCAGGAGGGAGUCUCGAUUUCCAUGUUGGUUUAGGUGCGAAUGUGAAUUCUCAAGCGAAUUAUGAUACAGCUGGAGGGUAUAAAGUGAAACAGUUCCAACAAGAAUUUGUUGAAGAGGACAGUCCUGUGGAUACAUCUAAUGUUCAAGUUAUUGCCAAGAAAGAAAAAGUCAAGAGCAUACAAAAAACUGUUGUUGAGCAGGAUAUUGAUGAACCUCAAGCUGCUCUGAAUUUGGACGUAAGAGCACAAGGUAUUGUUGCACAGCAACCACCACCAGCACAGUUACCCGUCUACGUAGAAAAAAGAAAAUACAAACUACGUAGACGCCCCCAUCAUCGCAAACAAGUGUUACUGGAAAUAGUUAGGAGGCUUAAUUUCAACAAGGGAUCCAGAAUGUAAGGAAGAAAACUGCUUAGGACAUUGAUUUAACGGUCAGGUUUAAAUUCCAAAAUUUGUUUAAAAACUACACAUUUACCAAAAUGCCCUAGAACACGCAGCAAUUUAUAAUUUUUGCUGAGAGAUUUUUUUAUUAUAGUAAAUAACAAAAUAAAACUGUUUGAUUUUUUAAUAUCUAAUCUUGAACGAUACCAAAAAAACUUUGCAAAACCUUUUUCAUUACGAUUCUGAAAAAUUUCAUGCCUACUUUUUUUUUCCUGGAAUUUUAAAUUUUUUAUGUUCGUUAGGGUUGUUUUUGGAUAUAAUUAGAUAGUUAAGAGAUUGAAAAAAAUUGUACACUAUAAAUUUGUUGGAGAAUAGUUUCAGAGUGGACAAAAUAUAUUUACGAGUAUAGUAAGAAAUCGAUUUUUAAGAAAACUAGAAGAAGGAAAAUAAAGUUUCUAGCAUCUUUUUUCUAGAACUGAUAGGGGUAUUCAUUUAGCUUAAUUUCAAUUUUUUUCAAAAAAUUUCCCACAAUAAUUAGUUUCGUCUUUGUACGUACGUUUCUGGGAUAUUACAAUUUUCAAGAAUGUUUCGCAUUGAAUAUCAUAUUUUUUAUCACUUUGAUGGAAAGUACAUUCAAAAACAAAACAAAAUUCAGUAUUUUCCAUAAUCAGGCCAUGACAUUUUUUUCUUGAAAAGCAAAUAUCCUUGAAACAACAUUAAAUAUUUCAGAUCUAUUAUAAAAAUAGUAGAUUUCUUGAAAAAUCUCAUCGACACUGAACUAUUCGUUCGCUCAUGUUGUAAUAGGAUGUUAAUUUCUAAAAACUUUUUUUCUACCCAUGAAUCAAAUGCUCCAUGAAAGAUAUAUAAAUAGAGAAACAAACUAUUCAAUAAAAUAUCUAGAGAUAUAGAAGCAUGGAUAUACAUUCAAUAAAUAUAAUUUCAAAAAUAUUGACUUGCAUGUUCAUUAUUAAAUUUUUCUGUUAUCAUAACACACAUAAGGCUGGAAUUACAGUACAAGGGACAACAGAGAAUCAACUUCAAGACAUUAUAUCUCAUCAACAAGACAAGCAUAGAAUCUGUUAUUUACAGAAAGUGGAUUUUUCUUGGAAUGUUAAUUGAAUACAUAUUAUUAACCUACUUUAGUUGAUGAUACAUUCCAUUUAAGAACAACCAAUAAAUCGAUUACAGACGUAUCAACAACAACAGUGUGGGAACAGGAUUGACAACAUUGAUUAUGAGGUUACCUGUGGUCUUCCUCAUUUGAUUUUUCACCUUAUAAUACAACUUUUCGGUUAAGAUAACGCACCAAAUAUAUUUAUUAUUGACACUAUUACAAAUCUGAGCGCCUCUGAUCAAUAAUACUACUGAAUAUCUAAACAAAACCGUCUUAUUCACAUGUAACCGCAACAUGUUCGUUAGUGUACGUGGAAGAGAAUUUAUUGUUAUUUAAAAUAUCCCAUCCCAGUAUGCAUCUAAAAGUUCCUGAUUUAUUAUAGGGAAAAUGCUCCGAUCCACAUAUUUUUCUUUUUUCAUUUGACAGGAUAAUCUAUUUCGCAGCUAACCCGGAACUGACUGCUUCGCUUAGACUUUAAUUUGAUACUGGAAAUGUCUAGAUAUUAUAAAAAAUAUACGAGGUACGAUAAAGAAACCUAUAUAGUGGUUUAAAUCAUUAAAGUCCAAGUGAAAAGUGAUAAUUGAUAAAAUCUGGUGACCAGAUAAUACUCAUAAUGAAGACUAAAGUCCUUUCUUUUCUAAAAUCUGGUAAACCAAACAAUACUCAUAAUGAAGACGGAGGUAUUUUCUUUUUUAAAAUCUGGUGAACCAAACAUCACUCAUAAUGAAGAUGGAAGUCGUUUCUUUUCUAAAAUCUGGUGAACCAAACAUUACUCUUAAUGAAGACGGAACUUUUUUCUUUUCUAAAAUCUGGUAAAUCAAAUAAUACUCAUAAUGAAGACGGAAGUCCUUUCUUUUCUAAAAUCUGGUGAACCAAACAUUACUCUUAAUGAAGACGGAACUUCUUUCUUUUCUAAAAUCUGGUAAAUCAAAUAAUACUCAUAAUGAAGACGGAAGUCCUUUCUUUUCGAAAAUCUGGUGAACCAAACAAUACUCAUAAUGAGACGGAAGUCCUUUCUUUUCUAAAAUCUGGUGAACCAAACAAUACUCAUAAUAAAGACGGAAGUCCUUUCUUUUCUAAAAUCUGGUGAACCAAACAAUACUCAUAAUGAGACGGAAGUCCUUUCUUUUCUAAAAUCUGGUGAACCAAACAUUACUCUUAAUGAAGACGGAACUUUUUUCUUUACUAAAAUCUGGUAGAGAUAACCAGCUCUAUUAACUUUAAUUUAAUAUGGGUGGGAUUUUUUGUGUAAUCUAAGCUCGAUGGGUGAUCAUAAGAAAGCCCAAUGGUUUCAGUAUUAGACCAUAAAGGCAGAUAAAUUUAUAAUUCCCCUAAUGUGUAGUUUUUAUAACCAUAACUAAUGAAUAAUUUAGUUUGUAGCUGAUAGAUUCUAUAAAAAGAAGCUGGAAAUUGUAAUCUAGAUUCAGAAUGUAUUUUAAAGUAUAUUCUGGUUUUGGUUGUAAGCCAUAUUUGUUUGAUAUUUUGUAAAUCAAAAUUUGAAUUAAUUUAUUUCCAUAUAAUUGAAACAAACUUUCAAACGAAAAUUAGAUAUUGUAAGCGAGUUUUAUGAAAAAAAAUUCAAAAUACUAAAACGCGUUAUCCAUAAUCAUACUAAAAUCGGAAUAAUCCGAGUAUCAAAAUAUGACAUAUCAGUUAAACAGUAUCAGUUACCCCAAGACUUAAUGCUUUGGGGUAACUAGCCAGUUAUUUAUCGACUUUCAUUCUAGUAUCUGUUUACUUCAACUAGAAGUGUGUUAUGUGCAGAAAUACGUACAUUUAGAUAUUUAAAAAUUUUUUUCACACAAGCUACGUGGUGCAUAUCUUGUUGAGUUGUUAAGGACCCAAUAUCAUUAAAUGGAUAUAUUUUGAUUUUUUUUUCAAAAACAUGUUUCUUCAACAACAAUUCUUUAUCUCGAAAUAUGAAAAUUAUGAAUAUCUAUUAUCCUAUUGUGGCUUCAGAUUCCUAUUGUGGAACAAGAGGAGCCUGAAAAAAUAUAUGGUCCCUAAAUAGGGCUAAAAAAUGUCUUUGCAAUCUCUUAACAUGAAAAUACCAAAUGUUGUACAUUGUAUGGGACUGCUGAGAGCAUUAAGUUAUGUAGAACCAUUCUGAAGACCUAAACUCAAAAUUUCAUUUUUCAGUACAUUUACCGAUAUGUUUUUGGUGGUAGGAUUGUGUGGAGGAAAUGAAAAUUUUCCAUUAACUGAGAAAAAUAAAUUCAUUAGUAGACGAGCUGAAUUACUAAUUGUCAAAUUUGAUAUAAUAAUUUAUAGCCCUUUUUUUGGAAUUUUCUAAAUUACAUUGUUGAAAACAUAGUUUUAUUUGUUUGACUUCUGCUUAAAAAUUACAAAGUUUCAUGAAAAACAGUAGAAAAAGUUCUAAAACAAAAUCAUUUAUGAUAUGAGAAAGAAAUAUUUCGAAUCAUAUGAAAAAAUGCAGUUUUAAGGAUAGAUCACCACUAAUAAACUUCUCAGAUUAGCCUUUAACUUACCAUUAUUAAUGCUCUCAACAGUGUGUACCAAAUUUUGUAUUUGUGGAUUGUUGAGUUUCAAAGAAAUCCUAUUCACCUUUUCUUCGUUUCGAUUCUUAUACGGAACACUCUAUACAUUCAAUGUCAAUGAUCUGAUUUCAAUAGUGCAACAAAAUUAUAAUGAAAUGGGUCAGUUUUUAACAUUCGAAUUUAUGUACUAUUGGAUAGUUGCUGUUUCGUUCAUUCUAAAAUAUAAUGUUAAAUAAGGCAAUAACAAAACAUCUUUUGUUAUAUUAUUAUUAUAAUUAAUCUGUCUGUCACAUUUAUGUGAAUAUUGACAUCUAAAAUGGGUCAUAUUAAAGUAGACAAAGUAAAUAAAUUGUAUAGUGAUUGUGGAUAAACGUGCUAGAAACUCCAUUUUUGUCAUUAAU